Messenger RNA from Caenorhabditis remanei, 1101 nucleotides. RefSeq lists its product as uncharacterized. Gene Ontology annotation, molecular function: S-methyl-5-thioribose-1-phosphate isomerase activity. The transcript has 4 exons. The record is from RefSeq and is a predicted model, not a curated record. Bases 1 to 1101 code for a protein of 366 amino acids. Lineage: Eukaryota; Metazoa; Nematoda; Chromadorea; Rhabditida; Rhabditidae.
AUGUCACUAAAAAUCAAUAAAAUCAUAAAUGGACCGAUUCCUGACUUUUUUCUUUUCGAUGAAACAAAACGAUUGGACUCCUUGAAGUUUGACGGACAAAAUUUGGAAGUUUUAGAUCAACUUCUUCUUCCCCACGAAUUCAAAUAUAUUCCAAUUCUGAAUGUUUCUGAUGCAUUUGAUGUCAUUAAAUCAAUGCAAGUACGUGGUGCUCCAUUGAUAGCAGUCGUUGGAAGUCUCGGACUUCUUCUCGAAUUACAGAAGAUGUCAGAGUUGAAUUCAGAUGAGAUUCGGAAGAAAAUCGAGUUUUUGAUUAGUUCUAGACCGACUGCUGUUGAUUUGAGAAACUCUUUGACUGGAAUUCUUCCGAUUUUGGAGAAAGAAGGGGAUUCGGAUGGAGUGAAAUUAGAAAAGUGCCGUGAAUACCUGCUCGAAGUCUACACUUCUGAAAAACUGCAGAAUCGAAUUCUCGUCUGGAAUGCCUAUCAAGAACUUCUCGCCGCCUUCCCGGAUAAGAAAAAGCUGACAGUUAUGACAAUUUGCAACACCGGAAGCCUGGCUACAGUAUCCUGGGGUACUGCACUCGGAGUCAUUAGAGCUCUUCACUCGGAAAAUCGGUUGGAGCUGGCGUAUGUUUUGGAGACACGACCUUAUAAUCAGGGGAUCCGGUUGACGGCUACAGAGUUGAUUCAUGGAGAUGUGCCGUUUAAGCUAAUUACCGAUUCGAUGGCAGCAUGGGCUAUGAAAAAUCAUCAAGUGGACUGUGUCCUCGUCGGUGCUGAUAAUGUGGCUCGGAAUGGAGACACUGCCAAUAAAAUCGGGACUUACAUGCUCGCAGUCCUUGCCAAACACCACAAUAUCAACUUCUAUCCGGUCGUUCCAUUCACCACGAUCAAUAAGAAUAUCGCCACUGGAGCUGAGAUUAAAAUUGAGGAGAGACCAUCUGGAGAGUUGCUUCGAGUGAAUGGAGUCCUGGUUGGACAUGAGAAAUGUCCUGUUUGGAAUCCGGCGUUUGAUGUGACACCGGCAGAGCUUAUCACUAAAAUUCUUACGGAUUUCGGAAACUGGUCGCCUGAACUAUUGGAAGAACAAAUUCCUAAAUAA